This is a messenger RNA of Anoplopoma fimbria (sablefish), 1122 nucleotides long. It is a transcript of the gene gjd1b, whose product is annotated as gap junction delta-2 protein. The record is from RefSeq and is a predicted model, not a curated record. Gene Ontology annotation, biological process: cell communication. Gene Ontology annotation, cellular component: connexin complex. Bases 1 to 921 code for a protein of 306 amino acids. Lineage: Eukaryota; Metazoa; Chordata; Actinopteri; Perciformes; Anoplopomatidae. The transcript has 2 exons.
AUGGGAGAAUGGACCAUCCUGGAGCGCCUCCUGGAGGCCGCCGUGCAACAGCACUCUACUAUGAUCGGAAGGAUCCUGCUGACAGUAGUGGUGAUCUUCCGUAUCCUGAUCGUUGCCAUCGUUGGUGAGACCGUGUACGAGGACGAGCAGACCAUGUUCAUCUGCAACACUCUGCAGCCCGGCUGCAACCAGGCCUGCUACGACAAGGCCUUCCCCAUCUCCCACAUCCGGUACUGGGUCUUCCAGAUCAUACUGGUGUGCACGCCGAGCCUCUGCUUCAUCACCUACUCCGUCCACCAGUCGGCCAAGCAGAAAGACCGGCGCUACUCCUUCCUGUAUCCCAUCAUGGAGAGGGACUACGGGGGUAGGGACGGGGCGAGGAAGCUCCGCAACAUCAAUGGGAUUCUAGUUCAGCACGGCGGUGACAGUGGAGGAGGGAAGGAGGAACCCGACUGCCUGGAGGUGAAGGAGAUCCCCAACGCCCCGCGGGGCCUCACCCACGGGAAGAGCUCCAAGGUUCGCCGGCAAGAAGGGAUCUCCCGCUUCUACAUCAUUCAGGUGGUGUUCAGAAACGCUCUGGAGAUCGGCUUCCUGGCGGGCCAGUACUUCCUCUACGGCUUCAGCGUGCCUGGGAUAUUCGAGUGCGACCGCUACCCGUGUCUGAAGGAGGUGGAGUGCUACGUGUCCCGCCCCACUGAAAAAACGGUUUUCCUGGUGUUCAUGUUCGCGGUGAGCGGCAUCUGCGUGGUGCUCAACCUGGCGGAGCUCAACCACCUGGGCUGGCGCAAGAUCAAGGCCGCCAUCAGGGGCGUGCAGGCCCGCAGGAAGUCCAUCUGCGAGAUCAGGAAGAAGGACAUGGCGCAUCUGUCCCAGCCGCCCAACCUGGGGCGCACCCAGUCCAGCGAAUCGGCCUACGUCUGAUGACGAGUAGAAGAUUAAAAAAGAGGAAGGAGGAGUGGGGAGAAUGUGCAAGAGAGAGAGAAUGACUUAAUUAUGAUUUUAAUUUAAUGAAGAUGGUGCGGAGAUGACCCCCAUCCUCUGCGAUGAUGUGAAUGAAACAGAAUGUAAAAAAGACAAAAACCUCCGGCUCUUCGACUUUGAGAGUCAAGAAGGAGGAGGGGA